Messenger RNA from Aspergillus heteromorphus CBS 117.55, 5272 nucleotides. RefSeq names its product pleiotropic drug resistance family ABC transporter. Lineage: Eukaryota; Fungi; Ascomycota; Eurotiomycetes; Eurotiales; Aspergillaceae. Gene Ontology annotation, cellular component: membrane. The coding region runs from base 206 to 4873 and encodes 1555 amino acids. Gene Ontology annotation, molecular function: ATP binding; ABC-type transporter activity; ATP hydrolysis activity. The transcript has 4 exons. The record is from RefSeq and is a predicted model, not a curated record. Gene Ontology annotation, biological process: transmembrane transport.
CAAAUAUUACCCGUCACUCUUUGCGCCGCUAUUAUUACACCUUUUAUAUUUAAUCAUUUCCCUCUACCCGAGUCCCCGGAUUGACCGGUGAUCUCGUCUCGUUUUUGUUUAGCUACCCUUCGCAUCCUCUUCUGAUGCUUACGGCAACCCGUCAUUAAUAUCCCCUGGCGCGGUCCGAGACAGCUCGUCUCGACCUCUAAUCACCAUGUCGCUUCUAGGCACCCUAAAUCCUAAUCUUAAUCUCAACCAGUCCGUGGAAUCCCGAGAGGUCCAUGUGGACGAACAUGCAGGCGAAGCAGCGGAGCAGGCUGCAGCGGUGAACGAAGGAACCGAGGAAUUGACCCACGACGUUCACUCGGUGUACUCGACCCCCAACGAAGAAACCCAACAGGACGAAAUAUUCGAACAUCUGGCCACCGAAGUCAGGUCGGCAACUAGCAGAGCCCGGAGGGAGCCCUGGAGCCGCCACACCAGCACAUUCAGCACGGCCGAGACCGCCAUGGAGGAGAAACGAGAUGAUACCAGUGAGGAGGCGGACGAAGAAGAGAAGGCCGCUGAGGAGGAAGUCCAUCGUCUGGCACAGCAGUUGACUCGCCAAUCGACUCGGUUUUCCACCACUGGCCACGCCGAAAACUCUUUCCUGGAGGCCAAGGAAGAUUCGACCCUGAACCCGCAUAGUGCGAAUUUCAAGUCAAAGCACUGGAUGAAGAACCUGUUGGCUUUGUCGUCUCGCGAUCCCGAGAGGUACCCCAAGCGUGAGGCGGGUGUAUCCUUCCAGAACCUCAGCAUUCAUGGUUUCGGUAGUCCCACGGAUUAUCAGAAGGAUGUUUUCAACUCGGUGUUGCAGGUUGGUGCCCUCGUUCGCAAGAUGACGGGCACGGGCAAGCAGAAGAUUCAGAUUCUCCGUGACUUCGAUGGCCUCGUCAAGAGCGGUGAAAUGUUGGUCGUCCUGGGUCGCCCUGGAAGUGGAUGUACUACUUUCUUGAAAACCAUUGCUGGUGAAAUGAAUGGUAUCUACAUGGACAAGAAGUCUCAACUCAACUACCAGGGUAUUUCAGCCCAGCAGAUGCGGAAGCAAUUCAGGGGCGAAGCCAUCUACACAGCCGAAACCGACGUUCACUUCCCUCAACUGACUGUCGGCGACACCCUCAAAUUCGCCGCCCUUUCUCGUUGUCCCCGAAACCGCCUCCCUGGUGUGACGAAGGAGCAGUAUGCCACUCACAUGCGCGACGCUGUGAUGGCUAUGCUGGGUCUUUCGCAUACCAUCAACACUAAGGUCGGCAACGAUUUCGUCCGUGGUGUCAGUGGUGGUGAACGGAAGCGUGUCAGUAUCGCUGAAGCCACUCUCUGUGGAAGUCCUUUGCAAUGCUGGGAUAACAGUACCCGUGGUCUGGAUAGUGCGAACGCGCUGGAAUUCUGCAAGACUUUGAACCUGAUGACCAAGUAUGCCGGUGCUACUGUUGCUGUGGCUAUCUACCAAGCUUCCCAGAGUGCGUACGAUGUCUUCGAUAAGGUGACGCUCUUGUAUGAGGGCAGACAGAUUUACUUUGGCCCCACCGAUGAGGCCAAGGAGUUUUUCACCACCAUGGGAUUUGAGUGUCCCGACCGCCAAACCACCGCUGAUUUCCUCACCUCACUUACCAGCCCAUCCGAGCGUAUUGUUAAGCCGGGCUUUGAGGGCAAGGUUCCGCGUACCCCUGACGAGUUUGCCGCUGCCUGGAAGAACAGUGAAGCGCAUGCGAAAUUGAUCCGAGAAAUUGCCGAUUACAACAACCACUACACUCUUGGUGGUGAGUCGCUUGACAAGUUCAUCGUCUCUCGCAAGGCUAUGCAAGCGAAAAACCAGCGCGUCAAGUCGCCGUAUACCAUCUCUCUCUACGAGCAGGUCAAGCUUUGCUUGGUUCGAGGCUUCCAGCGACUCCAGGGUGAUGCCAGUUUGACUAUAUCUCAGCUGGUCGGUAACUUUAUUAUGGCUUUGAUUAUCGGUAGCGUCUUCUACAAUUUGCCGGCAGACACGUCCAGUUUCUAUUCUCGUGGUGCUCUACUCUUCUUCGCCGUGUUGCUUAACGCCUUUUCCAGUGCUCUGGAGAUCCUGACCCUCUACGCCCAACGUCCCAUCGUCGAGAAGCAAUCUCGCUACGCAAUGUACCACCCGUUCGCCGAAGCUAUCGCGUCGAUGCUUUGUGACAUGCCGUAUAAGAUCGUAAACGCCAUCAUUUUCAAUCUUACGCUUUAUUUCAUGACCAAUCUACGUCGCACACCAGGAGCUUUCUUCGUCUUCCUUGUGUUCUCUUUUCUCACGACCUUGACCAUGUCUAUGCUCUUCCGUACCCUGGCCUCUUCCUCACGCAGUCUUUCCCAGGCGUUGGUGCCUGCGGCUAUCCUGAUUCUGGGUCUGAUCAUCUACACUGGCUUUACUAUCCCGACAAGAUACAUGCUUGGAUGGUCCAGAUGGAUGAAUUAUAUUGACCCAAUCGCCUACGGCUUCGAGAGCUUGAUGGUUAACGAAUUCCAUGACCGGGUAUUCCCAUGCGCCACGACGGAUUUGGUUCCCAACUACUCUGACGUUUCCAUCGAGUACAAGAUCUGUUCCACAGUUGGCGCGGUUGCUGGAUCCACGGUUGUUCAGGGUGACGCAUAUCUUCACAAGAGUUUCCAGUACUACGACAGCCACAAGUGGCGGAACCUGGGUAUCAUGAUUGCCUUCAUGAUCUUCUUUAUGACCACUCACCUGCUCACCACUGAGUACAUCUCAGAAAUCAAGUCCAAGGGCGAAGUGUUGCUUUUCCGCCGUGGUCACAACGAGCUUGCGACUGAUGAUGUGGAGACAAGCCAGCAAGUCUCCGCAGGCGACAAGAUGGACCAGUCCGGUCCUCGUGAAACAGCUGCUAUCCAGAGACAAGAGGCCAUCUUCCACUGGCAGGAUGUGUGCUACGACAUCAAGAUCAAGGGCGAGCCCCGGCGUAUUCUAGACCACGUCGAUGGCUGGGUUAAGCCUGGAACCUGUACUGCUCUGAUGGGUGUUUCUGGCGCUGGUAAAACCACGCUUCUGGACGUUCUUGCUACUCGUGUGACCAUGGGUGUGGUGACUGGUGAAAUGUUGGUUGACGGUCGCCCAAGAGAUCAGUCCUUCCAGCGCAAGACCGGAUAUGUGCAGCAACAAGAUCUUCAUCUCCACACCACUACCGUCCGUGAGGCUUUGCGUUUCAGCGCCAUUCUUCGUCAGCCUGCCCAUGUCAGCCGCCAGGAGAAGCUCGAUUACGUUGAAGAGGUCAUCAAACUACUUGGUAUGGAGGCAUACGCGGACGCCGUUGUCGGUGUUCCUGGUGAAGGUCUCAACGUCGAACAACGCAAGCGUCUUACCAUUGGAGUCGAAUUGGCAGCCAAGCCUCAACUGCUUCUGUUCCUCGACGAGCCCACUUCCGGUCUUGACAGUCAAACAUCCUGGUCUAUUCUUGAUCUUAUCGACACCCUGACCAAGCACGGCCAGGCGAUUCUUUGCACCAUCCACCAACCCUCCGCUAUGCUCUUCCAACGGUUUGAUCGCUUGUUGUUCCUCGCUAAAGGCGGUAAAACCGUCUACUUUGGCGAGAUCGGUGAUAAGUCGUCGACCCUUGCUAGCUACUUCGAAAGAAACGGCGCCCCGAAACUGCCGGCUGAUGCCAACCCGGCCGAAUGGAUGCUUGAGGUUAUUGGUGCUGCUCCUGGAUCGCACAGUGAUGUCGACUGGCCCGCUGCUUGGCGCGAAAGUGCCGAGCGUCAAGGCGUGCUUGACCACCUUGCUGAGCUCAAGUCCACUCUUUCGCAGAAGCCGGUUGAUGCCUCCAAGGCUGAUCCUGGCGAGCUCAAUGAAUUUGCUGCCCCCUUCUCCGUGCAGUUGCGGGAGUGCUUGCUCCGCGUUUUCUCUCAGUAUUGGAGAAGCCCGGUGUAUAUCUACUCGAAGAUCGCUCUUUGCGUACUCACCGCGCUUUACAUCGGAUUCUCCUUUUUCAAGGCCAAGAACAGUGCACAGGGUCUCCAGAACCAGAUGUUCAGUAUUUUCAUGCUGAUGACUAUCUUCGGUAACCUCGUUCAGCAAAUCCUACCUAACUUCUGCACUCAGCGUUCGCUGUACGAAGCUCGUGAGAGGCCUUCCAAGUCCUACUCCUGGCAGGCUUUCAUGACUGCCAAUAUCAUUGUUGAGCUUCCAUGGAACGCGCUCAUGAGUGUUCUUAUCUUUGUUUGCUGGUACUACCCCAUCGGCUUGUAUGGGAAUGCCGAGCCAACCCACGCUGUUCACGAGCGUGGUGCCCUGAUGUUCCUGCUGAUCCUGUCCUUCCUUCUCUUCACCUCUACGUUCGCGCACAUGAUCAUCGCUGGUAUCGAGCUCGCAGAAACAGGUGGUAACAUCGCUAAUCUGCUGUUCUCCCUGUGUCUGAUCUUCUGUGGUGUUCUGGCUACUCCUGCGACACUCCCUGGCUUCUGGAUCUUCAUGUACCGCGUGUCGCCAUUUACCUACCUGGUUUCGGGCAUGUUAUCCACCGGUGUAUCGGGCACGACCGCCGUCUGCGAAGCAGUGGAAUACCUUCAGUUUACCCCGCCUCCUAACAGCACGUGCUCGAGCUACAUGGCCGACUACAUCAACAGCUACGGCGGAUACCUCGAGGAUCCCAGCUCCACCAGCUCCUGCUCCUUCUGCUCGAUCUCCAGCACCGACACCUUCUUGGCGGAGGUGAGCAGCUACUUCGACCAGGCAUGGCGCAACUUCGGCCUGAUGUGGGUGUACAUCAUCUUCAACAUCUUCGCCGCCGUGGGCAUUUACUGGCUGGCUCGUGUGCCCAAGACCCCCAAGACCGAGACCCCGAAGGACAAGAAGGGCUCCUCUAAAGCAUAAGAGCCUUACUUCAUUUCAUCUUUCCUUUCUUUGACUUCCCCCCUGGACAUAUGCUUGCAUGCCUGUUUAAUGUAUUGAUUGGACUCUGGACAUAUAUAGCGGCUGGAUUCUUCAUGUAAUGGACAUUUAUGUAUGGGCUUUUUGUUUUCCUUUUCGCUUCAGCGUCUUGAUGAACGCUUGGUUGGAUAUUAGAGUUCUUCCUCUUCUUUCCUUUUUCAUUUUUAUCUCCUUUUUUUCCCCCCUCUCAUCUCAUCCCUCCUCUUCUCUUCUCUACUCUUCGCACUUGGCUCCUUUCAUUGCUGAAAACUGCAGAUAUGCAUGCAUACAUUCAUGUACGUACAUAAAAUCUAGAACUAGAAUUAUCAGAUCGGUGGGGUAGAAACCCCAAUUGACAUUUUC